This is a messenger RNA of Electrophorus electricus (electric eel), 4104 nucleotides long. It is a transcript of the gene fanci, whose product is annotated as FA complementation group I. The record is from RefSeq and is a predicted model, not a curated record. Gene Ontology annotation, biological process: DNA repair. Lineage: Eukaryota; Metazoa; Chordata; Actinopteri; Gymnotiformes; Gymnotidae. Gene Ontology annotation, molecular function: DNA polymerase binding.
AGUGAUGUUCCCUGGUUAGAGUAGUGGUGUGUGUGAUUGAUAAAGGCAAACAACACUGGCUAUCUAGUAAGUUGGCAGCAAGUGGGUUUGGGGACCUGAAUCCGUGUGCAGUAUGAAGGUAGCUGUUGAGGAGAUGCUCUCCUUAUCAGAGGGAGAUGGAGAUGGAGUGGAGGAGCUCCAGCAGCACCUUGCUUCUCUUCCUGAUGAUCAGCUGACUACACUAAUUACAAAUACUGCCCUCAAAGGAAAGAAUGCAACAGCCCUGAUCAAAGCCAUAUUCAGAGGUUCAGCAGUGAGUGAUUCAGAUGGAGCCAGUCGCAGGCUGUGUGUAUAUAAACAUUGUAUUCCUCUCUGUGAAUCUGGAGACCUGCAGACAGAGGUGGUCUCAGACAUUAUUGGGCUAUUGAUGCUGGAGACACACACUCUAGGAGGCCAUGCCCUGGCAGUGUUGGCGUCUCUAUUUGUGGAUGCUAUUAAAGCAGGUGAAAUGGGUAAUGGUAAAUCACUGGAGCUCUUCCCCACUAUCCUUACUGCCCUGGCAGCUACAGAGUCUGUGGCUUAUGGUAGAGGUGAGUUAAGUGGAGACGAAUACAAGAAGCAGCUGAUCAACAGUCUGUGCUCAAGCAGGUGGGACCCACAGAGUGUGAUCCACCUCACCACCAUGUUCAGGGAUGUGCCCUUAUCUCCAGAGGAGCUGCAGUUUGUAACUGAGAAGGUCUUGAGGAUGUUCCUCAAGAUGGACCUGCAGGAGAUCCCUCCUCUUGUCUAUCAGCUCCUGCUUCUUUCUGCUAAGGGCUGUAAAAAGCUUGUGCUGGAUGGAAUUAUUAACUAUUUUCGAGAGCAGGACAUGCAUCAGAAAGAUGAACAGAGGAAAGGAGAGACUAUGGAUGUUGAGAUACAAACCAUCCCACAGGACCAGCUGAGACAUGUGGAAGGAACCACCAUUUUACACAUUGUGUUUGCAAUUCGCCUUGACCAUGAGCUCGGCAAGGAAUUCAUAAAAAGCGUCAAGGUUUGUCAGGGGCAACUGCUGUGUCCCUUUAGUAUCGCCCUUUUGCUUUCUGUGGCUCGCAUUCAGCGCUAUGAGGAGCAGGUGUUUGAGUUCCUGAAAGGGGCCAUCACGAAGAACUUCAAGGAUGAGCAGCUUCAGCAGGCUUCCAGGUUCCUACAGGAUCUGCUUCCCUCGAGCAGCAGUGUCUCUCACAUGAUUUUGGACACUGUCAAGAACAGCGUGUUUGGCUGGGACCACGUCACUCAGAGCCUGGUACAAUUAGGGUUCAUCCUUAUGGACUCUUUUGGGCCAAAAGCAGGACCUUUUGGGAAGACCACUGAAGCCCCCACCGCAACAGCCAAAACUCCCUCCCAGCUGGCAUGCCGGCUUGGUGGACAAGUUCUCCUGGAGAGCUUCAAAAUGCAUGAACCAAUCAGAGGUGAGAUCCUGGAGCAAGUGUUGAAUCGACUGGUUACCAAGACAGCUUCACCGGUUACCCAUUUUAUUGAGCUGCUCUCUAACAUUGUCGUGUCUGCUCCCAUGAUCCUCCUGGAGUCGUCCUCAAAAGUGACUGAGACCUUUGACCAGCUGUCUUUCCUCCCUCUCAGCACAGUACAGGGGCUCCUCAAAGCUGUACAGCCACUGCUGAAGGUCAGCAUGUCCUUAAAAGAUGCUCUGAUUCUGGUGCUGAGGAAAGCCAUGUUCUCCAGUCAGCUAGACGGCCGGAAGUCUGCCGUGGCUGGUUUCCUCCUGCUGCUGAAGAACUUCCGGGUCUUGGGCAGUCUUGCCCCCAGCCAGGCCAGCCAGACACUGACCUCCAGCCAGGUCCAGGCAGACGUGCACUCGCGCUACAAUGCAGCGACUAACGAGGCCUUCUGUUUGGAGAUCCUCAGGGGCCUGCGCCGCUGCCUGGGCCAGCAGGCCGACGUGCGCCUCAUGCUGUACGAGGGUUUCCACGACGUUCUCCGACGCAACUCCCAGUUGGCAAGUUCCAUUAUGCAAACCCUUCUGUCACAGCUGAAACGAUACUAUGAGCUGGAGCAGGACCUGCUGCCCCCUGUGAAGCUGGAGUCGUGCAUCAGUGCACAGGGAGACCAGGUCUUCCUCCAGGAGCCUCUGGCCCAUUUGCUCUCCUGUACGGUCCACUGCCUGCUGUGGUGUCAGAGCGCACGUGAGCCCGCCGGAGGGGCGAGUGACGACGAAGACGAUGAGGAAGGGUUCCAGGACGAGCUCUGUGCAGUCCUGGAGAGCAUAACCAGACGCAUGAUCAAGAGUGAGCUGGAGGACUUUGAGCUGGACAAGUCAGCCGAGUUCUCAGUAGCGUCCAGCGUCGGGGUGAAGAACAGUAUCUAUGCUGUGCUGGUGAUGGGAAUAUAUGAGGUUCUCAUAGAGUACAACUUCAUCACUGCCAACUACAGCAAGAGCCGUUUCCAGGAUGUCUUGGAGCUCUUUCAUCGUUAUUAUAAGCUUUCCGAGAUCCUGAGGGAGAAAUCGGGAAAGGGCCGGAGUCCCUCCAGCAAAACCCCGCGCACUCUUCUCUCAAUGCAGUUCGUGUCCAGCCUGCUCACUGCUCUAUUCAGAGACAGUGCUCAGAGUCACGAGGAGAGCCUGUCUGUGCUGCGCUCCAGCGAGGAACUUCUGCGCUACACCGUGAGCGUGGCCCUGCAGAAGGUGCAGCACCUGGAGGAGACGGGCCACGCAGACAGCCUGGAAGGCCUGAGUCCCGACAAGACCUUCCGCUACCUCUGUGACAUCACCAGUGUGCUGGUGUGGCGCUACACUAACGUCCCGUCUGCCGUGGAGGAUGCUGGGAAGAAGGAGAAGAAUCCGAGCGUGUCUCUGCUCUGCCUGGAGGGCUUAUUGCGUGUUUUCAGCACGGUGCUGCAGCAGUACCCCACCAGAGUGGCCAGCUUCCUGUCUUCUCUCCAUCUUUCCGGGGAGGAGGAAGGGGAGCCUGAAAACGCAAACCCGACAGAAAAGGCUGCCUUCUAUGUUCGGCAGUUUCAGCGUGCCCUGUUCAACCAGCUGAGUGGAGGAGAGGAGGCCUUCAGCAGCAGAGAGGCCCAGCUCUUGGUCAGCAUUCUGAGUCUCCUCUCGCGCCUGUUGGAGCCCACCUCCCCGCAGUUUGUGCAGAUGGUUACCUGGACAGUCAAACUCUGCAAGGAAACCAGCUUUGAGGACAUAUCCCUCAGUAAGGGUCUACUUUCUCUGCUAUUCAGUCUGCAUGUCCUCCACAAAAGCCCAGUGUCCCUGUUAUGGGAGCUGUGUCAGGACAUCCACAGCCAGCUGGGAGACAUAGACAAGGAUAUGGAGGUGGAGAAACAGUCCCACUUUGCUAUCGUCAGCAGGAAGACGGCAGCAGCCACCACACUCUUAGUUUUGUCCCAGGUGGGGAAGGCGAUGGACGAAGUGGAGUGGUUAAUCGCCAAGAAAAAAAGCCAGUUAACAGCUGAGAGGACGAACACAGGAGCAGGUCAGCAGGACCCUGUGGAGAAAGCAGUGACCCUGCAGCUGGGGACUCUGGUGACCGCGCUGAACGAGCUGGUACAGACGGCGCUGCCCCCCGGGGCCUGCUCGGACUCGCUGCUGCGAGAGCUCAGCCGCACCUACACCGUCCUCACCACCCUCAUCAAAUACUAUAUUCAGGUGCGUGCAGCUCAUCUUGGCCAACUACCCGCUCGUCUGGAAAAACUGGUUAAGCUGUCGGGCUCUCACCUUACUCCUCAGUGCUACAAUUUCAUCACUCAUGUCCAGAGCGGCGAGGCGAUUGUAGGGGCAAAUGAAAAACGGAAGAAAAGCACAGAGGAAAAUACUGCGGCUGCUUCUGCGAAGGUUCUCCGUGCGACCAAGGCUAUCCCUACCCUGAUCUUCAAUAUCGAACAAUAUGAGAAAUUUCUAAUUCUUCUGUCCAAGAAAUCAAAGGUGAAUCUGAUGCAGUACAUGAAGCUGAGCACGUCGAGAGAUUUCCGUAUCAACGCCGCCACGCUGGAGGCUGCACUGCAGGAGCAACAGCAGGACAGCCAGCAGAUGGAGGAUACUCCAGUUUCUGAAGAGACCCAGGCGCCCAAGAAGAAGAGAAGGAAGCAGUAAGACUUGCAUCCCAGUUUUUCCUU